Messenger RNA from Tupaia belangeri chinensis (Chinese tree shrew), 2288 nucleotides. RefSeq names its product UDP-glucuronosyltransferase 2B17. The record is from RefSeq and is a predicted model, not a curated record. Gene Ontology annotation, molecular function: glucuronosyltransferase activity. The transcript is spliced from 6 exons. Lineage: Eukaryota; Metazoa; Chordata; Mammalia; Scandentia; Tupaiidae. Bases 67 to 1656 code for a protein of 529 amino acids.
GAAAAUAAGCUUGAAGGACAGCAGAAGUUUACAGCAAUUGGAAAAGAACUAUUGUAUCUCUCCAAGAUGUCUGUGAAAUGGACUUCAGUUCUUUUGUUAGUACUGCUAAAUUCUUUUCACUCUGUGAGCUGUGGAAAAGUGCUGGUGUGGCCCACAGAAUACAGCCAUUGGAUCAAUAUGAAGACAAUCUUAGACGAACUUGCCCAGAGAGAUCAUGAGGUGACAGUUCUGGUAUCUUCAUCUUCCGUUUUUAUUAAUGCCAAGAAAUCACCUGUGAUUAAAUUUGAAGUUUAUCUUACAUCUUUAACCAAAGAUGAUGUUGAUGAUCUUCUCAUGGAUAUCAUCAAAAAAUGGAUAUAUGAGUCACCAAAAGACUCAUUUUGGGCAUAUUUUUCACAUAUGCAAGAAAACUUUAGGAGAUAUUAUGAUUAUAUUGAGAAGUUAUGUAGAGAUGUAGUUUUGAACAAAGAACUUAUCAAAAAACUACAAGCCUCGAGAUUUGAUGUCCUUCUUGCAGAUGGCGUUAGUCCCUGUGGUGAGCUGGUGGCUGAGCUACUUAAAAUACCCUUUGUGUACAGUCUCCACCUGACUCCUGGACAUACAGUUGAAAAGUACAGUGGAGGACUUCCCUCUCCUCCCUCCUAUGUACCUGUUGGUUUCUCUGAAUUAACUGACCAAAUGACAUUCAUGGAGAGGGUGAAAAAUAUGAUAUAUACGCUUUAUUUUGACUUUUGGUUCCAAGCGUGUGAUUUGAAGAAGUGGGAUCUGUUUUAUAGUCAAGUACUAGGAAAACCCACUACAUUACUUGACACAAUGAAGAAAGCUGAAAUCUGGCUUAUUCAAAACUAUUGGGAUUUUAAAUUUCCUCGACCACUCUUACCCAAUUUUCAUUUUGUUGGAGGACUGCAUUGCAAACCUGCCAAACCCCUGCCCAAGGAAAUAGAAGAUUUUGUCCAGAGUUCUGGAAAACAUGGUGUGGUGGUGUUUUCUCUGGGGUCGACGGUCAGUAACAUGCCAGAAGACAGGGCCAAUGUGAUUGCAUCUGCUCUUGCUCAGAUACCCCAAAAGGUUAUAUGGAGAUUUGAUGGAAAGAAACCAGACAGCUUAGGACCUAAUACCCAGCUGUACAAGUGGAUCCCCCAAAAUGAUCUUCUUGGUCAUCCAAAAACCAAAGCUUUUAUAACUCAUGGUGGAGCCAAUGGUGUCUAUGAAGCCAUCUAUCAUGGGAUCCCUAUGGUGGGAAUUCCAUUGUUUGCAGACCAACACGAAAACAUCGCUCUCAUGAAGGCCAAGGGAGCUGCUGUAAGACUAGACUUUAGAACUAUGUCAAGUACAGAUUUACUGAAUGCAUUGAAGACAGUAACAGACAACCCUUUAUAUAAAGAAAAUGCUAUGAGGUUGUCAAGAAUUCAGCAUGACCAGCCAGUGAAGCCCCUGGAUCGAGCAGUCUUCUGGAUCGAGUUUGUCAUGCGCCACAAAGGAGCCAAGCACCUCAGGGUUGCAGCCCAUGAUCUCACCUGGUUCCAGUACCACUCUCUGGAUGUGAUUGGCUUCCUUCUGGCUUGUGCAGCGACUGUGAUAUUCAUCAUCUCAAAAUGUUGUCUAUUUUGUUGGCAGAAGUUUGCUAAAAGAGGAAAGAAGAAAAAACAGGAGUAGUUGUACCUGAAGCCUGAAGCUGAGAUACCAGAUACACGGAACUCUUCCAGUUCAUUCCAUCAAGAAGGAGACAUGAUGCAAGAUUCCCUUCCCCCAGUGACAAAGUAACUUUGCACAAUUUACUUCCUCAAGUCAAAAUAUGUUCUCGGGCCAUUCACUAUUACUUGAAGAGUUAGGAAUAUUUCAUGCUAAAAAAAAAUAAAAGCCAAAUGAGUUGUGUUGAUAUUCACAGGUAUUCUUAUAAUUCCAAAAGUAUCAAAAGUAUACAAAAAGUAUAAAACUUUACUAAUUAAUUGUUGUGUUGCACAUAAACACAAGAGUAUUAAGACAUCAACUAACAAUAUCACUACUGAUUUGCAAACACCAAAAAUUAUUUACUUAUGUUGGAGCAGAAUUUAGAAUUUGUAACUGCUGCUGGAAAAUAAUCCAUAAUUACAAGUACAUAAAAUUACCCUUUUAUUUGGUUUCAAGAGAUGAGCAGUGCUAUUUAGCUAUUACUGUAAAACCAACCUCAGCCUUAAUUCUCUCUAAAAAAGAUAGGGAAAGUGUUUACUUUCUUUCAGGUGAAAUCAUUUCCCUGUAGAAUAUAUGUGAAAUCAGAAAUGCAAAAUAAAUGAUUUCUGGGUCAACAA